This is a messenger RNA of Penicillium verhagenii, 1173 nucleotides long. RefSeq lists its product as uncharacterized. Lineage: Eukaryota; Fungi; Ascomycota; Eurotiomycetes; Eurotiales; Aspergillaceae. The coding region runs from base 1 to 1173 and encodes 390 amino acids. The record is from RefSeq and is a predicted model, not a curated record. The transcript has a single exon.
AUGCCUCCGCACAGAGAACUUCCCCCGCUCUCUUCUUUCGCGCGUAUGUCUGCACCACCGGGUACUUCUUUGCCCCAGCCGCCUUUGCAAUGCCAAGGUAUUGAGUACAUGCAGCAAUGGUUGCAGGCCAAAGCUGAGGAGGACCGUCGCAAGCAAGAAGAAGAGAAGACACGACAGGAGGCUUUAAAAUUGGAGCUGCGCAAGACGGAAGGGCAAAUUCUCGCGGACGCUUUACGAGGAGGCGUACCUCCUCACAUGAUACCAGGGCUAUUCGCGAAUCUCACUGGUAUGAACAAAUCUUCGUCUGAGUCGGAUCAUCAGUACAUGCCUGGACGUUUCUUGGCUCAACCGCCUCAGCGGUCAUUUUCCGGCCCACCUGCAGUGACCACUCCGUAUCCUCCAAUGGUUCUAUUACCCCCGCAUUCAUCUUCCUCCCAGCAUGGUAUUCAUCCUCAGCAGCCUCCCGGCAAUCUUACAUACCCGGGCUAUCCAGCUCCUGGGAGUGUUGGAGUCACUCCGACAACGGGAGUCCCUCCUGCUAGAUCUUCUGCGCCCAGUCCAGUUCCAGCUCAGUUGCCUGCUCAACCACGCCCCAUCGAAGACGAGCCUCGAAUCCUGCCCGAUAUUGCUGGUGGACAUGUCCCUCCACUCCCGCCCGUUCAAGUGAAUCCCAACCCAGAUCCACCUAAACGCAGGUUGACAUUCCAAUUCUGGACUCCCCCAGGAUUGCGAACCCCUUCUCUUCGCAAACCUCAAUCAGAAGAUCCAAUUUCGCCAUCGGAAUCAGCAUCUCAGGCCCAAUCAAACAGUCGCAGCUCUGCCUCUCCGCGCAAGAGGAAGUCUCGAGCCAAACUCGGUCGGGCUGCUGCCCCUCCUAAACGUUUGAAAAAGAUACCACCACGCCUUACGCGAGCUGCCGAAUCAAGCUUCGCCAUUGGUGAGCCGAGUCAGCAGCAGCGACAAGAUAAAGGGUCUUCUGAAUCCGUGGCUGAAGAAUCCCUCAUUGGAAAUCGCUCUUUGCCCGAACAGAUCAGCUCUGAAUCUCAAGUGAACAGAUCCAACUCUAAUACGAAACUGGAAUCUCAGUCACGCAGCUCCGAGAAAGAUCUCCAGGACUCGCCAUUGUCUCUGUAUGAACCCUCGGAUGAGGAUUCGAUCUCGGAGGCCUCUUAA